Messenger RNA from Oreochromis niloticus (Nile tilapia), 10866 nucleotides. It is a transcript of the gene plcl1, whose product is annotated as phospholipase C like 1. Bases 1000 to 4491 code for a protein of 1163 amino acids. Gene Ontology annotation, molecular function: phosphatidylinositol-4,5-bisphosphate phospholipase C activity. The record is from RefSeq and is a predicted model, not a curated record. Gene Ontology annotation, biological process: gamma-aminobutyric acid signaling pathway; release of sequestered calcium ion into cytosol; phosphatidylinositol metabolic process. The transcript is spliced from 12 exons. Lineage: Eukaryota; Metazoa; Chordata; Actinopteri; Cichliformes; Cichlidae.
GAUUUGCUAACUCUGUGCGGAUAAAAUGGUUUAAAUAUAGGCUCAGCUGGGAAAUACAAACAAUACAUUAUCCCACAUAAUGUCCUGUCAGCUCCUCCCCACCAAGUGUUAGGAGUCUCUCUCGGUCCCGUGAACUCGGUCGUCCACCUAUCGGAGGCUCUGAGUGGCUCGGAUCUCCCCAGCCGCCCCGCGCACUGGCUGCUCCGCGCGUCAUUCGUGCUUUUUGGCCGGCGUGUGGGAGGAGCUGGGUAGAAGCGGUGAAGGGAGGGGUUCGCGGGCAAGAGGCGGCGCGACUGUCAGUUGUGUUCCGCGUCCUCGUCAAAAGUGGGCUGUUGUUGGCCUGAGUGCAGUCAGCACAGCCGGAGCGGCUGUUUCAGUGAGAGCGACGCACCGCGAGGAGGCUCAGGUUCGCUCCUCUCCGCACUUUGACGUCCUCGAGCUGUGGGAGGAAGGCAGGGGAGCAGCGCAGCCACGCAGGCUCUACUCUGAAGUGUCCUCCAACAUUUUCUCUCCAGUAGCAGAAAGAAAGAAAGGAAGAAAGGAAAGGCGCUCCCUCAAGCUUUACGCGCGCUCCCAUGUAGUCCCGCUGUUCGAGCAGCAGAGGAGGCGGACGGGAGACGGAGAGGACUUGUUGCGCGUCUUCGGGGGACGCAUCAGUUCAGCUUUCAUCCAAGUGUGUCUGCGCGCGCAUAUGAUGCUCUGAUUGGAGCGGGCAUGGACUGUGGAGAUCAGCUCCGACUAACAGCCUGAAGUCAGCGCGGAUUUGUGCUUAGCGACUGAGAGAGUCUGCUCACAAUCAAGGAAACCGGGGUGCUUAGUUUCCUCCAGGCGGACAGAGCUGCUGCUGCUGUCGGUGCUCGGGUGAAGACAGGACUCGAUUCAUCUUUAAAUGGCAUCCAGGCUCAGCAGAGGCAAACUUUAUUCGGGUCAGAUCCGACGAGUUGAUUAAUUUUUCCUCUCAAGUUACUUUUAAAUCAACUCCUCCGUAUCCUCGUCGACAUGUCUGAGCGUGAUGGAUGUGGAGAUGGGCUGUGCAGCGACGAAGCGCCCGACUAUAUUCCACAGAGAGCGCCCCGCGGUCGGCGCAGCGGUGUCAUCCUCCCCGGCGGCGGCGGCGGCCAGGACACUGAUACCAUCCUGCUGGAGUCGGUGAAGGCGGCACCUCGCCGGAGCAGCAUCAUUAAGGAUCCCUCAGUGCAAAAGGUGGGCGGAGGCAGGAAGAAGACGGUGUCCUUCAGUAGUAUGCCCUCUGAAAAGAAGGUCAGCAGUGCAGCCGACUGUUUGGCGUUCAUGCAGGGAGGGUGUGAACUGAAGAAGAUCCGGCCCAAUUCCAGGGUUUACUGUCGUUUUUACACACUGGAUCCAGACUUGAGCUGCUUACGCUGGGAGCCAUCCAAGAAAGAUGGAGACCGGGCUCGGCUUGACGUUUCCAGCAUUCGAGAGGUCCGCACUGGGAAGAGCACCGAGACUUUCCUCCACAAUGGCCCUCUCUCUGAACAUCUGGCUGAAGAAGCAGCCUUCUCUAUCAUACAUGGAGAUGACUACCAGUCUCUAGACUUGGUGGCAUUGUCAGCUGAUGUGGCCAACAUCUGGGUAACAGGUCUUCGUUACCUGCUGGCUCAUCCUUCCAUCGUAGGAGGGGCUGGGGGAGCUGUAGCAGGAGGAGGACCAGGUGAAGGAGGGGGGGUGGCCGUUGAAGGAAGCCUGGGAAGCAAGAUGAGGAGCGAGUGGCUGACAGCAGAGUUUGCCCAGGUCGAUGAAGACGGUUACGGGAUCGUGUCAGAGGACGUAGCAGUCGCCACCAUCUGUAAACUGUGCCCUGGUAUCAAGGAGGCCAAGGUGCGUCUCCGUUUCAAGGAGAUCCAGCGCAGCAAGGAAAAGCUGACCUCCCAUGUGACACGUGAGGAAUUUGAGGAAGCCUUCUGCGAGCUUUGCACACGGCCAGAUGUCUACUUCCUGAUGGUGCAACUGUCCAAAGACCGCGAGUGUCUGGACCCUCAGGACCUCCGGCUCUUCUUGGAGACAGAGCAGGGUUUGUCUCUGGCUACCACCGAGGGCUGCUGGGAACUACUGAGGCGUUAUGAGCCUUCUGCCCAAGGCAAGGAGAGAGGGCUGCUGGGUCUGGAUGGAUUCGCCCGCUACCUGCAGUCUCCAGAAUGCCAGCUGCUUGACCCAGAACAGCUAGGGGUUUGCCAGGAUAUGAACAUGCCUCUGUCCCACUACUACAUCAGCACCUCAUACCGCUCCUACCUGUUGGAUGACCAGGUCCAUGGGAGAGCAGAUCUUGGAGGACUGAUCAAGGCCUUGCAGUCUGGUUGCAGAUGCCUGGAGUUGGGAGUAACUGAUGGCCCAGAGGGGGAGCCUUUGCUCGGGGUCGACUGUGGGCCUGAUAUCCCACGACACCAUCAUCAUCACUACCAUCACCACCACCAUGCACCAGUCACUAUCCGCUCUGCUCUGGAGGUGGUCAAUAAAUACGCCUUCCUGACCUCUCAGUACCCUCUUUUGUUGUACCUGUGUCACCGUUGCUCCCCAGACCAGCAGCACACCAUGGCACAGCACUUGAGGAAAGUGUUUGGAUCACGUCUUUACACUCCAGAAGCCCUGCCAGUCAGCCUGGGAGGACGAGCUACAACCUUACCCUCGCCUGAACAGCUUAAGGGACGCAUUGUUAUAGUGGGGAAGAAACUCCCUCCAGACCAUGAAGGCUGUGAUGGGGAAGUGUCUGAGGAAGAUGAGGAGAUAGGAGGAGGGGGACCUCUGGCAGGAAGAAGAAUGACAAUACCUGGUGAGGAGGAACUGGGUGUGGUCUUGGUGGUACCUCCACCCUCUCAACCCAGGAAGCUCCGUCUCCACAAAGAGCUGUCAGACCUGGUGGCUAUUGCUCGAACUGGAAGUCGUAGCUUCUAUGCCCAGAGAGCCAGUCACAAGCAGGCUCAGCAGCAGACUCCCCCGAGUAGUCCAUCCUCUCCCAGCACACCGAUGGCUCCCGAGCUGCCUUACUGGACACUAUGCUCUUUAGGCGAAGGAGAAGCUGGACGGCUGACCAGUGAAAGCCCAGAGGAUCUUGUUAUGUUUACCAAGCGCACCCUAACCAGAGUACGACCCAGCUCCGUGCGUCUGGACUCCAGUAACCCUAACCCACAAGGGUACUGGAAAGGAGGAGUCCAACUUGUGGCCUUGAAUCAACAGACCCCAGGCGCAAUGUUGGACCUUCAUCGAGGCCGCUUCACACAGAACGGAAGCUGUGGUUAUGUUCUCCGACCUGCCGUGAUGCGGGAUGAAGUGUCGUAUUUCAGUGCCCACACGCAGGGCUGCGUGCCAGGUGUCCCACCUCAGACCCUUCGUAUUAAGAUUAUCAGUGCCCAUAACCUACCCAAGCCCCAGGGUUCGGGCGCUAAAGGAGAGGUUAUUGACCCGUAUGUGGUUCUGGAGCUGCAUGGAGUACCAGCUGACUGUGCUGAGCAGCGGACUCGUACUGCUGCUCAGAACCAGGAUGACCCACUGUUUGAUGAGACGUUCGAGUUUCAAGUAAAUAUGCCAGAGCUGGCCUUGCUGCGUUUUGUGGUAUUAGAUGAUGACUACAUCGGAGAUGAUUUCAUCGGCCAGUACAGCGUGGCCUUCGAGUGCCUUCAGCCUGGCUACCGUAAUGUGCCCCUGCUGGGCCUAGCAGGAGACCCCUUACCUCACACCAGCCUGUUUGUCCACGUGGCAGUCACCAACCGACGAGGAGGCGGGAAGGCCCAGCGGCGAGGUCUUUCGGUGCGGAGGGUGGGGAGACGUGGGAGAGAGUACGUCACACUGAGGCACACUGGUAUCAAGGUAGUGGAUGAGACUUUUAAGUCAGCUGGUGGCCCUCUCAAAGAAGCGACGGACCUGCGGGAGGAUGCUCAGAGCACCACAGCCAGUUUCAAAGAGCAGUGUGGGCUCCCCACUGUGGCCAAACUGAAGCAGUGCAUCCAGACCCUGGGCACGAGGCUGCAGAGUCCUGAGGGCACUAUGGGGGCCACCAUGGUUCUGAAGGAUGGCUAUCCAUGUCUGGAGCCCCUGGUCGGCCUUGCGGAACCAACUCGCAAACUGCUCGCUGCUUAUGAAACGAUGAUUGCUGCCCAGAAACAGCUGAUCGAGAAUGCAGAUGCAGUACAGGAGAGGAUCGCUCAGGUGCAGAGGGAAGGAAUGGACUUCCAUGAGGAUCUCUCUCGGCUUGGAGAGAAGGAAGGACUAAAGGGUCGCAAGCUUAACAAAGCCGUGGAGAGUUUCAUCUGGAACAUUACUGUACUUAAGGGACAGAGCGAUCUGUUACGUGGGGCUAAGAUGGAUUCUCUGGAUGCCCUGAGGCAGCUGGCUCUGGCCUGUGAAGCCUGUGGACUCACCUCCUCCUCCUCUUCCUCCAAUUCCUCCUCCUCCAAUUUCUCCACAGCUGAGCUGCACUACUCCUCCCACCCCCUGUCUGGCCGCCGAAGCAGCACACACGGCAACGGACGCAUCUGAGACCCACCUGCCCACCCCCCACCCCCGGGUCCAACACACUGCCAAAGAUGAAAAGGGAGUGAAAAUAGUAAUUACAGAGGAUAGCAGACAGAAAAAAGAAAAGACAAACCUGGACCUGGGUGUGUAAAGCAACAGAUUAGACUGGAGGAUUUUCUCUAUGGUAGAGUGUACUCCUGUAUACAGUGCAGUAAAUGUGUAGACUAAAGCCUUACGGUGAGUCCAGCCUGCAGAGAGGCUCCUCAUGAAUGUCUGCCGGUGGAAGAAAAACGUUCCACACAGGAACUUAAUUUUCUGAGAGCUUAAUUCAGCAUUUAAAAAUCAGCAGUUUCUUCCUCAUUAAAGAGGAAAUCAGAGACAACUUAUUAGUAGUUUGUGACACUGGGGCCACUGACGAUGACGGUCAUAUUACUGGUGUUUCAUUUCAGAGGUGAAGUUUUGGAAAGGAGCGAAUGUAGAGCUGUUACUUUGGCUUGUCCCUUGGGAAGGCAGCAAAAUUGCCUGUGUGUGUUGGAAAUGGUGGAAAGGUGCAAUAACAGAUUGAGAAAACCUCACAGGUGGAGAGUUGCUGAUUACGUUAGCCUAGACUUUUAGUAUUUUUAAGUCACAAAAAUGUGUGGUACUUUUGCUUUUAGACAUAGCUGCAGAAAUGUUUGCAGUUGCUUAAUAUUUAAAAGGACAACUGAGGUUUAAUCGAGUUAGGAUGACCACAGAUCAAGUAGAGUAUAUACUAACAUGACUGACUGUUAGUGUUGUGAUCACUAACCUCUGUCCUCUCACCUGAAUAGAGGAAGUAUCCUUUUUCUGACUCGUUCUCCUUCUUAAAAAGCAUAGCAGCGUCUGCCUAAUUUCUUCACAGCUUUCGAACAAAAUGAGCUUCAGAUGGAGAAAAAGGAUCUUAUCUCAAAUAUGAAGGUUUAUUAAUGAGGUUUGGGAGUUUGGAAAGGUUGCAGGUCAAAUCAAUCCAGCCAUUUGUGUGAUUUAUCGCUUCUUUCCAGACUGCAAUCUCUUAACCUCUGUAGGCCUUAUCUGGCCUGUUUGAGGAUUAAUGCACUUACUAGUUGCCCUUGUAACUCCGAGUACACUCACACAUUUCCCCUUCUGGUUUGUGUGUUUGUGCAAAGAAAGCACCAGAAGCUUGCACACACACAGGUUCUUAUUAUCUCCACGCAAUGGCCUGUGGGACUGUUGGCAUUUGUUGUUUGUUAGUGCGGUAAUUGGAGAGGAUGUGUAUGUAGUACUGCAUGUCUGCUGUGUGGAUCUCGUUACCACCUGACUAUACUGACAUGUGGUGUAAUGAAAGCUCAGAGUCUGUGGAGGAAGAGCGGCUUCCUGCAGCUUGGAUGAAAUUUACUACACUGGUGUAGCAAUAAUAGUAAUACACAAAGACUGUACAACUCAACAAUAGAAUGAACUCAGUUAUAAAAGAAAUCAACUAAAACACAUGUGGUAUGAUGUGUGGCAGGGGCUGCUCAUGGUUGUGUCAGUGAUGGUGUCCUUCUGUGUCUCUGAGCAUUAACAUGUGCUUCUUUUUAACACAGCGAAACUUGUUCUUAAACUCUGCUGUUGUAUCUGUCUCUGGUAAUGCUGGGUUUUAACCAAACUCCAUAGAAGUGAGGCUCAGCAGCACAUGGGACCAAUCUAGCAUGACUCCAGAAACUCUCAGCUCAAGCUUUCUAAGAGUGACAUGUCCUAAACUGGACCUGUUCCACUCCAGAACUCUAGUAGACUGGCUUUCGUGAUUUAUGGUAAAUAAAAAUAAUCCUUAUUUGUCUUAUAAAGUUGUUUCACUUUCCUUUGACCAGCUGCCCUUUGCAGACUUCUGUGCUCAAAGAGCUGUGUGCCUCAAAUGACCAUAUUAGGUAAAUCCUGUCCUGUCUCAUAGCCUGUCACACAGAGCCAAGAGUAGAAAAACUGUGUGAAACAGAGAAUGUAGAGCAGACGCUUACUCACUUAUAUUUGGCCACAUUUAAUAAGAGCAGCCACCACUGGGACCAUAAUGGCAGAAAAUAAGAGAAAAACACAAUAGGUACCUUUGCAAACAACACUGUUUUCUUAAUUUUGUUUGAGAUACAAUAAAAAUCACAUCUUAGUUCUGCUGGAUUGACUUGUGAUUGUAAUCCAGUGCCGACCAACUUAAAUCCCACCUCCGUGUUUGAAGGAGGAGGCAUCUUAACCUAACUUAAGACUAAAAGACAUUUUGAAUGUUUCUUUUGCCCUUUCAGGAGAGCAGGGCCACGGCUAAAUAUUGGAGCUUAACAGCCGGUGGCAUUUUUAGAGUAGACAUGAUAUAAUGAGAAGCAAAGGGUUUACUAACUUAGUCCUGUGCUGACGUGUAUGUGCAAAGCUACUGUAUCUUCUGAAUGAGUCUGCCGUGUUUUGUAAUAACCUCCUUCUUACCCCCUACUUCUCUCCAUCCUCUUGUUCCUGCUGCUCUUCCCGAGACUCCAGGUGGGCAGUGACAGAGCUGGUGUACUGAGUCAUAGCCACAGGAGGAAGCUGACCUAAUAACAUUUCCAUGUUUUUCUUUGGGUGUGUGUGUGUGUGCGUGCCUGUGAAAGGGCUUCACAAAGUAGAAAACAAAUAAUGGCGAGAGAGCAAAGGUUGCAGAAUAGAAGAAGCGUCUGAUAUUGGCUGCAUGUGCGGGUCGGUGGGCACACCUGCAGAGUUUCGUAAUUGGCUGGGAGCAGUAGACAUGGUGACAGCGCCUGCUGUUUGGGUCUAUUAAUAACACUCUGACUCACUGGAGGCUUCAAGAUGUGAGUUUGUGCUGGAGCGCUUAUGUUUGUCACCAUACAAUGGUGCCCUAAUUCCUGACCCGAUCAUACUGGUUCUCGGUCGCUGGUGUUUCGGGUCCUCUGUGGAGGAUCACUGCCCCCAAGAGGCAAGUUUGUAAAUGCUUUCAUAGGGUCAUAGGAGGUGUUGACUGCCUAGAGCUCUCCAGGACUGCAGGGAGGAUCCCUCUGCAUUAAUGGUCUGUGAGCUGCAGGUAAACAAACCACAGUACUAGCUUUCCUCCUGACUAGAAUGAGACGCAGUAAAGCAGGUUGCUCAGUUUACCUGUGCCCAGCUAAGUUAAGCUUAUCCUUGGAGUAACUCAUCAUAUCAAAAAGUAUUUACAUCCCACGGAAAUUGUUUGUUUUAAUAUAUUUGGACAAGUAAACACUAGAUGAGCUUUGAAACUCAUCUGGUGUUUAAAAACACAGGGUUUAAAAACUUAUUAGGCUGUUUGCUGAUGUGUUUGUGCACAGGUGAUGUUACUGUCCAUCUUAGAGGACUCCACGCCGAAAAUUAACGCUUUUUAUUCAACAUAAAGUAUGUAAACUUCAGCAUCUGAAGUUAGUAUUGAUAAAUGAUAAAUGGAGUGGUAAUUUGCUACUCUAACUGUGCACAAAGCACUUUUAUUGCCCCCCUUUUGUCUGCUAGCUCAUUCCAUAACCCUCAUUCCUUCUUUUUUAAUUGUUUCUAUUCUUUUUCAUCACCUCGUCAAAAGGGCCUUGCAUGCAUUCCAAUCAGUCUCUGAUCUCACACAUAAUUAACAGCUGAAUCAGCGUCUGGAAUCGACAGUCCCUAAGGUAGUGAAGCAACCCCAAACCGAUUAUUUCCACCUCCAUAGUUCUCAUGAGGUUCUUCUUCCGAAGCUGCCUUUGGUCAUUCCUGAUACAAUGACUGAGCAACUCAGCCAGGUUUGUUCUCAACUUCUUUUUCAAACAGUAAACACUUUUUGUGGCGCUAUUAGUCGCGAGACUUAAAAUCCUGGUUUGUCUUUGCAUGAAAUGGUGUAUAUAAUAUCAUAAUAUCAUAUCAUAUAAGUUGGAAAACACAUGAAAUCAAUUGCCAGAUUUGUAGACAUUCACAACUGUGAGUAUGAUGGCAAAGUCUUCAGGAGCAAAGAGAACAGCAGAACGAUAAAAAUGGGAGCUCCUAAUGUUAUGGACAUUACGUUUUCUAUGAUGGAACUGACAAAAACAAAAAGAAAAUAAUAAUUUUAAGUUUUACUUCUUUUAAAAUAGCCCCUGUAUUAUUAUUUUUUUACUGUUUCACCUUCAAAUGUUUGCUUAAGUAAGUAAGUAAGUAAAAUUUUAUUUAUAUAGCACAUUUCUAGAUAAAAGAUCACAAAGUGCUUCACAAGGUAUAAAACAGAAGCAGUCCAAAGUUAACAAAAUGCUUGUCCGAAUAUAUCAAAAAGAACUUUUAUGAAGAUCAUAAACUUUUCUGUGACGUAAUGAGUUUUAUGCUCUAUUUAAAAAGCCCGUGAUCACUGAGCUGAUGCACUGAACAAAGGCAGUAUGUAAGCCAAGAAAAAUUGCGGCGUGUCAGGAAUCUGCACCUGAGCCCACAUGUGUUGCUGGAUGAAUCAAAAGAACCAGAUCUUUGUUUCUUUUUCUCACUUGAUUGAACCCCUUUUACAUCUACAACAUAACUGCAACAGCAAAACAUAUGAGAAAUUAUCAAAUGAAUGUCCUUUUAUACCUUCCAGGCAGCUAUUGCUUUCAUUUGGUAUCUGUAUGGUAUGAAAGUCAGCUUCCAGGUUAAACCAGUUCAGUGAACAUCCUGCUCAGGUUUAUUUUAUCAGUGAUAUUAUUCUACAGAUGCAGGCAGACAUAAAACGAGCAAUAUUUUCAUCAACACAACAGAGAAAGUUCGCUUUCUCAAAACCCUUUCUGCUCAAGAAGCUACCAAACUGACAUCACUACAUACUUUGUGAUUAAUGUGAUCAGUGCAACACUGCAGCAAUCAAAAUGAUCUUGGGACUUCUCAGUAGCACACGGUUUUCUCACAAAAACGUUUUCUUUGUUGUUAAAGGUACUUAACAUGUACUGUGUUAUUCAAAAAAAGUUUUCAGUGUUCCAAACAAUAACCAAAGCUUUGAGCAGAUUUUAAAGAAACAACCUCCAAGUCUUUAAACAUCUAUUAUUGUUGUGUUGUAGAGUUAUCAUCUGAAUUUAAGUUUUGUGGAAACAUAACAGCAUGACCUCAAUGCAGUCUUUAUUUAACCAGGGAGUUGUUAAGAGAACAUUCCUCUUUAUGGUUGCCCGGAAAAAGGCGAGGCCUUGUGAUGAAACUGGCCUGUAGGUAAAAACAAAAUAUCAAAACUGAACAGUACACACCCGCUGGUAAAAUCCUGCCACCUGCUGGUGAAAGCUGGAAGUACAUUUAGAAGGGGCUAAUUACAAAAAACUAAAUUAUGCUUUUGUUGCGCACAAGUUAAUAAAGCUGAGCAUGUCGUUCACUGUAGUUUGUUUCAAGCAAGGGUGAGGUCAGUCAUGACGAUCUGUAGUCAUUCAGCUCGCAGACAGAGUGGCAUUAUCCUGGGAAGAAAAGCAAACCAACACAAACGCAGGGUUCAGCUAAUCCAGCACUCCUACGUUUCGUCUUCACGUCACCUCGUGUGAUGAUGGCCAAUGUCAGACGUUUUGCAGUAUUAAAACUUCAGUGUUUACCUCUGCCAAAGGUACUGCAGUCAACCAUUCAGUACAGUGCUUUACAUUCAGUGCAUUGCAUCCCAUUGGUAACCCACUGCUGCUCCCGGAUCCUUGAAGCUAUUUCCCUUUAUGAAAAGUGGGAACACAUCCACGGAAAGAUUACUCUCUCACUGUGAUUCAAUAUUUAAGCAGAAUUCUGGUUUGUUUCAGAUAUUUCCCAUUAUUGUGUCAAUUGCUGCUCCAUGAAUCGUGCUUACUCUGCUCUCCCCUCCACUGUAAAGAUUCAGUACAAAACAAUAUCAACGAAAAGUGUUCUUACUUGAGUCUCUCUGAUUGAAACACAAUAAUGGGAAAUAUGCAAGGUUAAAAUAAGCCACCAUUCACCCAUAUGAUGUCGGUUUGAGGUGUGGGAGUGGUAGACUAGCCAUGUAAAAGAUGGGUGCUACAAUUGUACUGCAAUGUACCUGUUAAUCCAUGUGUCUUAACGUAGAGCCAACCCUCCCUGUACUCUUCAGCCUGUGUGAUGCUACCAGUGGUCAAAUAGCGCUUAACGUUCAUGUGAAUAAUCGGAGAGUUGUUUAUACCUGCCGUAGUGAUGUGGACAAACAUGUGAAACACUUGGAAAUGUGUAAAGGUGUUUUAGGUUUCGUAGGCUAAUAUCUGUGGCAUCUACAAUGUGUGUAUUGGCCUGUAUCUGCACCACUGACCUUUUAAUCCAGUGCUGUUCCCUCAACUGUUCUCAUAGUCCAUUGUAUGUUUUUGUAAAGCUGACAGGAGAAAUAAAGACCAAAAGAAGAAAAAAUAUUUAUUGAAGUGUGUUUUAAAGCUAUAAAUAUAUAGAAUUAAUUAAAUGGACCUUGCUUUUAUUUUGAAAAGCUACUGUGUUUUCUAUCUGACUAAUAAUCAAAUAUAACAGUAUGUAUCCCAGCUAAAUAAAGACUUCUUUUCCUGA